Meyerozyma guilliermondii ATCC 6260 is the source of this 2466-nucleotide messenger RNA. It is a transcript of the gene SEF1, whose product is annotated as Sef1p. Gene Ontology annotation, cellular component: nucleus. Lineage: Eukaryota; Fungi; Ascomycota; Pichiomycetes; Serinales; Debaryomycetaceae. Gene Ontology annotation, biological process: regulation of DNA-templated transcription; DNA-templated transcription. The record is from RefSeq and is a predicted model, not a curated record. Gene Ontology annotation, molecular function: zinc ion binding; DNA-binding transcription factor activity, RNA polymerase II-specific; transcription cis-regulatory region binding. The coding region runs from base 1 to 2466 and encodes 821 amino acids. The transcript has a single exon.
AUGGACGGCCGGGUCAAAUCUAUCCUCCCCAAACCCCCACUCAAACUGGAGUCUCCUUCCAUGCAAAACAAACGUCGGACCGAUCAAGGCACUCCAUCCGGAGACUACAAUAAACGCCAAAAAUCAGUCACGGGAUCAGACAGACAUUUUCUGAUCGACAGUGAUGGUCACCAUGAGUCUCCGGAAGGUUCUAGACCUUCAGCGACCGGGCAUCGUCCAGUAACUUCGUGUACAUUUUGUCGGCAACACAAAAUCAAAUGUAACGCAUCGGAAAGAUUUCCUGGUGCGUGUCUGAGAUGUGAAAAGAUGAACCUCAAAUGUGAAAUUGAUCCGCAGUUUCGUCCGAAAAAGGGACUGCAAAUCCAGACGUUGAAACUGGAUGUGAAUGACCUCAAAGCUAAAAUGGAGGUGUUGGCUCGAAACGAAAAAUUGCUUGUAGAAGCAUUGAGCCAGAACGGGUUGGCUGGGACACAACCACAGACUCAGUUCUUGCCUGCUUCCACGGAUUCGCCCGGACUUUUUCCUGAAAUUAAUGAUAUUAACGAUUCUGUUCCUAAUACUUUGCUUCCAAUAACUUCUGCUACCUUUGAGCCUCAACCAGAACACAUGGACACUUCCAAUUACAAGGAGCCAGAGUACCCACUUCUCAGUGAAUUUCGCCUCGGAGACGUGGUUCUUUCGGCAGAAAAAGCCAGUGCUCUCCACGAUAUUUUUGUGGAACGAAGACUUCCCUACCUUCCUAUAAUGCUGACGUCCACAGCCAACACCCUCUACCACAAAUCACAACUUCUCUUCUGGACUGUGAUGCUCACAGCGGCGCUUCUGGAACCGGAACCUCAAAUGUACAUGUCUUUGGCUUCUCUCAUCAAACAGUUGGCCAUUGAAACUUGCUGGAUCCGCACACCCAGAUCGACCCAUGUCGUCCAGGCCCUCUUAAUUUUGUCUACAUGGCCACUUCCCAACGAAAAAGUGCUUGACGAUUGCAGUUACCGGUUCAUAGGACUUGCGAAAAACCUCGCUCUUCAACUAGGACUCCAUCGAGGUGGAAAAUUCAUCCAGGAAUUUUCAAGAACCCAGGUGAGUUUAGGUCCCGAUUCAGAAACAUGGCGAACAAGGUCUUGGCUCGCUAUUUUCUUUUGUGAGCAAUUCUGGUCGUCGGUUUUGGGGCUUCCUCCAUCCAUCAACACCACCGAUUACUUGGUGGAACACGCCCGAGUCGAUCAUACGCUUCCCAAGCCUUUCCGGUGCUUGAUUUCACUCCUGAUUUUCCAGUGCAAAUUGGUGAAUGUCAUGGGUAUAUCUGUCACUCGACCAGACGGACUAAUGGAACCACUGAACAGAGCUGCCUCGCUCAAUAUUCUCGAGCGGGAACUCGACCGUCUUCGGUUCAAGCUUGAAAUCGACGAAGGUUCACCGGUGGAAGUUUACUUUUUGUAUGUGAAACUUAUGAUUUGCUGCUUUGCUUUUCUUCCUGGAACUCCCAUCGAGGACCAGGUUCGCUACGUCAGCUCGGCGUACCUUGCUGCCACGAGAAUCAUCACUAUCACAUCGCAAAUGCUUCGCAAUGAUACCCACUUGGUGGAAUUGCCAAUCUACAUUCGUCAGGCUAUCACUUAUUCUGUGUUCUUGUUGUUCAAGCUUCAUUUGAGCAAGUACCUAAUGGACAGGUACGCCGAUAGCGCCCGGCAGCUGAUUGUUACGGUGCACAGACUCUUGAGAAAUACACUUUCGUCAUGGAAGCAUCUUCAAAAUGACAUUUCAAGAACUGCCAAAGUAUUGGAAAAUUUGAAUAUUGUGUUGUAUACUUGUCCCGAGGUGUUCUUAGCGGAAAGCAUCGAUACUGGAGGAGGAAUAAUUACUCGAAUGAGAUCACAUUUGACGGCUUCGCUCUUUUACGAUUUGAUAUGGUGCGUUCAUGAAGCCCGUCGUCGCACGCAAGAAAAGUCAAAUUCCAAGCCGCAAAAACUAGAAAUUGACGAUAGUGUUUUCGAGCAACGAAACUGCCGUCGGCCCGUUCCGCUUCCCUUCUACAAUCAAAUCACAAAGGACGAUUUCAAGACCAUAACUACAACCACUCCAAACGGCACCACAGUAACCACCUUGGUUCCCACCGACCACGCCAUGAACCAGGCUCGAGUCAAUGCUACAGAUGCGAAAAAACCAUUGGAAAUCAACGGAAUAACCCUCGCCAUGUUGGAAGCCACAGGAAGCACAAGGGAAACGGGUGCAAAUAAUCAGGUGUCUGCCGUUAGCGCCGCCGAAAUGGGAAUGGUGCCCGACUUGGGUGCAGUCCUGGGUGCAGUCCCCGUGCCGGAGCCGCUGCCGAUACCGCUCAACUACAAUAUUACCAGCGAGGUAGCGGACCAAAUGGAUAAUUUUUUCCAGCAACAGUCACACGGGUGGCUCAAUGAUUACCGAGAUGAUGACUUUUUGGGGUGGAUUGACGAGAACAUGGUUCAGGAGUAG